Messenger RNA from Durio zibethinus, 1581 nucleotides. Lineage: Eukaryota; Viridiplantae; Streptophyta; Magnoliopsida; Malvales; Malvaceae. The record is from RefSeq and is a predicted model, not a curated record.
AUGUUUAAAACAAGAUUUUCAUGGUCUCUUUCUUUGUAAUAUUAGUGUCUUUUUCUGAAUCUAAUACUCCAUCUACUUUCCUUCUCGUUGUUCACAAACAGGUCAAUUGGUAUUGCCAAAUCAAUCAGUAUCAGAGAGCCGUAGCUUCGUAGAGUUUUCAUCACAAAAAUGGUGGUUAGGGAGUCUGAGAUUGGCGAGGUUGAGUCACCGUUGCAGGUGGUGGAUCAGCAGCAGAAGAACCACCCUUUCUGAGCCCUUGGAAGACAAUCCUCAAUCUAUUCUCUCACUCUUGAUGAGUUCCAAAACACGUUGUGCGAGGGUGGCAAGAACUUCAGGUCUAUGAACAUGGAUGAGUUCCUCACCAGCAUCUGGAACGCUGAAGAAAACCAAGGUAUCAACUCCAACAAUAACGAUCAUCAGUACAACUGUCCAAAUAAACGAGUUAGCAGCCAUGUUCGUUUGUCUUUGAAAGAAACAGCAAGCAGUAAAGGCAUAGAUAAGCAGCCUAGCUUGCCUAGGCAAGCCUCGCUUACCUUUCCUGAACCAUUGUGUAGGAAGACUGUUGAUGAAGUUUGGUCUGAGAUACAUAAAGGGCAGCGAGGGCAAGGACAGUUCAGUAACAAUAGCAAUGUACAGAAUACUGAGAACAGCAAUACCAGGCAGCCAGCUUUUGGGGAGGUGACCUUGGAGGAUUUCUUGAUUAAGGCAGGGGUAGUCAGGGAACAUUGCACGCCACCAGCGGUACCACCUCCGCAGCAUCAGCCACAAUACGGAUUGUAUCAGACUAGCAAAAACCCUGCAGUGGGUCCAGGUUUUGUUUCCAGGCCUAUUAUGGGAAUGGGUAGCAGCACUGGUGGCUUUGGUGGGAGCUACCAGACAAUGCCUCCAGGUCGAGUCCUCGGUGAUUCAUCAGGAUAUGUUAAUGACGGUAAGAGGGGUGGUGGCUACCUGCCAGCUACCCAGCUGCCAUCGACAGUGGUUUGUUAUAGAGGGAAGGUAGCUGCGCCUGCUGGUGGUUAUGGACCUGGACCGGCAAUGGGAGUGGUGUCACCAAACUCAUCAGAAGGGAUGUUUACCAAUCAAGUUGAUAAUGCAGCAAUUCAAUUUGGGAUGGAGAUGGGAGGACUACGAGUAAGGAAAAUGGUCAUUGAUGGUCCAGUAGAGAAGGUAGUUGAGAGAAGGCAACGCAGGAUGAUUAAGAAUAGGGAGUCAGCUGCUAGGUCUAGAGCUAGAAAACAGUCACAUACAGUUGAGUUUGAAGCAGAAUUGAUCCAAUUGAAACAAGAGAAUGCCCACCUUAAGCAGGGAUUUCUAGAACUCGAGAGGAAAAGAAAGCAACAGUACUUUGAAGAAUGGAAAAUGAAAACAUAAACCAAAGCCCAAAAUGCUAAAGAGAAACUAAGAAUAAUGAGAAGAAAUCUGAGUUGUUCAUUGUAAAGCAAAACGAAAAUGACACAAGGUAAAAUUUGAGUUGUUUGCCUUUCUACGACCGACCUAAAGCUAGCAAGGAGAACAGUUUGAAAUAAAGAAAUUUUGACUACCUGAAUCUGCAGCUCAUCAACCUUAAAAUAAAUGACAGAG